UUCACCUUUUUCUCAUCACUGUCAUCACUGUCAUUACCAUGGAUCUGAUUCCCCUUACCCUCAACCGGCAGCUUCAAGAGGCCCGCGAUACCUCCGACGACUGGACGGGUGUGACGGACCAGACGGAGAGACGAAGACGCCAGACCCGGCUGAACGUCCGGGCACAUCGAAAACGCAAAACUCACCCCCCCUGCUCCUGUUCAAGCGAUGAACACCUCCCUACACUACUCGCUGCGGCAACGCAUCAAAUCAGCCUCAGCGCAGACCAUCUCAUCCCCCUUGUACGAUACAAUUUGUCUCGCGCAUGGUUGACGAACACAAGACUCGUAUCUGGGAUGAAUGAUACGCCUACACUACUCCCCCCCUCGUUACAACCCACGCCUCUACAGAAAAGUACCCGCCACCCGGCCUGGGUGGAUAUCUAUCCCUCCCCCGUCAUGCGGGAUAACAUUAUCCUCUCGUUCCGCACGACGGACGCCUCGGCCCUCUGCGCGCGGUUCUCUGCAGAGAUUCUCUCGGACGAAGUCGGGAUCCUAGUCUGGGGGGACCCGUGGGAUAUCGGCGCGUACGAAGUCACGGAGUCGUUUUUAAGACGCUGGGCGUUUCUCUUCCGUGGUGAACCGGCAAUCAUAGAGGGGAGUAAUCGGUGGAGAGAACUAAGGGGGGAACCUCCUCUCCCUGGAUAUUUGUAUAGUUUAAUAGGUUAAGAAAAAUGUAUAAAACCCUAAACCCUAAAUCCUAUAUAUAUACAUAUAGGCAUGACAUGAAUGAAGCCU
Penicilliopsis zonata CBS 506.65 is the source of this 776-nucleotide messenger RNA. RefSeq lists its product as hypothetical. The record is from RefSeq and is a predicted model, not a curated record. The transcript is spliced from 3 exons. NCBI's taxonomy places the organism in Eukaryota, Fungi, Ascomycota, Eurotiomycetes, Eurotiales, Aspergillaceae. The coding region runs from base 39 to 707 and encodes 222 amino acids.